Messenger RNA from Marmota monax (woodchuck), 565 nucleotides. RefSeq names its product elongin-C-like. Lineage: Eukaryota; Metazoa; Chordata; Mammalia; Rodentia; Sciuridae. Gene Ontology annotation, cellular component: elongin complex. The record is from RefSeq and is a predicted model, not a curated record. The transcript has a single exon. The coding region runs from base 194 to 565 and encodes 123 amino acids. Gene Ontology annotation, molecular function: protein-macromolecule adaptor activity. Gene Ontology annotation, biological process: ubiquitin-dependent protein catabolic process.
UGGGCAAUAAAAGUCCAAGUCUUUGCUCAGAAUUGAGGGUAACUGGGCUUUUGGAGUGGACAGUCUCAGCUGAAACUUCACAUGUUUAUGUGUAAUUUCAUGCAGACACACCCAAGCCAAAGGGAAGUCAGAAUUAGGAAAUGCCGGACUUGGCUGCGAUGGCUGCGGGGCUGACGAGAAACUGCUAACGUCCAUGUGGAGCCACUCUAGGGUUUAUAAGAACAUAAUGGAUGGAGAAGAGAAAACCCAUGGUGGCCGUGAAGGCCCUGAUGCCGUGUAUGUCAAGUCGAUGUCUUCUGAUGGUCAUGAAUGUAUUGUAAAAAGAGAACAUGCACUAACCUCAGGAACAAUAAAAACCAUGGUGAGUAGCCCAGGUAAGUUUGCUGAAAAUGAAACUAAUGAGGUCCAUUUUAGAGAGAUCCCUUCACAUGUGCUAUCAAAAAUAUGCAUGUGUUUUACCUACAAGGUUCGCUACACUAACAGCUCCACUGGGAUUCCCGAGUUCCCAAUUGCACCUGAAAUUGCACUGGAACUGUUGAUGGCUUUGAACUUCCUAGAUUGUUAA